Molecule: messenger RNA, 910 nt
Organism: Helobdella robusta
Lineage: Eukaryota; Metazoa; Annelida; Clitellata; Rhynchobdellida; Glossiphoniidae
Exons: 4
Coding region: 1-318 (105 amino acids)
Source: RefSeq, a predicted model, not a curated record
AUGGCACAGCUGCAUCAGAAACGUGCACAAUCAAAAACGCUUUCAGUUGUUUGCGAUUUAAUACCUCGCAGCUCCGUUGGCUGCAGAGCAUUCCAGACCAUCACCAGAAACAAACUCGUCAACCCUAUUCUCCAUCUCCUUAUUAUCGUUAUCGGCAAGUGCAUCAACAACAUCAACAGCCCAAAUUCAAAUUAUUCAACAACUUCAGUGACAACCACAACAAUAGCAAGUCUUCAAAACAUCAUCAACAGCAACAUCAACAACAACAACAUCAACAAUAUAUUCACCGGACCAACAACAGCAACAAGACGUUUUUAGGGAAGAAGAAGAAUGUACAAAGGUAUCCACCCUAUCAGCAGCAACAACAACAUCAAAAUCAACAUCGUCAUCAUACGACCACUCCUCCAACACCUAAACAUGAUUGGUUAUCAAGUUCAACCAAUGAAAAAGCUGCUUUUAAAUUUUUAAAUAAUUGUUUUGUUAUUAUCCUAUAUCGAAUUUUUACUAUGAAGCUUGUAGACUUGUGUUUAUGAUUUGUACAGCCAUGUUAGUUUAUACUUCGUUAUGUGUUUGUUUUAUUCUUUUUCUAUCUUGAUUUUUAUUUGUAUGUAAUAAAAGGCAUUUAUAGGUUCUAUUUAUUAACUGUAUAUUUAUAAUGUAUGUAUAUAUGGCUCUUGAUUUUUCUCCAGACAGACCGUAUCAAUUAGUUUUAAUAACACUAAGUUUAAAUAUCGAUUGAUUGUUUUUAAAAUAUUAGCUCGUAUAUUUUGUGUUACAAGGAUCUCACGCAUUGUCUCUUUGGUUUGUUCGCUGAGUCGUCUCUUAUCCUUAACAGUGAUUGAUUCCUCGUUGAAGUAUCAACCUAACAGCGAAACAAGCUGACAGUUGAAAAAAUAAAUUCAAUUUAAAA